GCUUAGGCGUUGGUUCUGACGUCAGCGAAGCUAUAAAUACAGUUUGCCGCAGAAAAUUCAGCAGUUCGUUUGGAAAGUUGCUUAGCUAACUAUUCUAAACUACUUAUUAUCGAUUGUUCUCAAAUUGUUGUAAUUCUUUUACAAAUCAUACAAAAUGCGUGAAUGUAUCUCAGUCCAUGUUGGCCAAGCCGGCGUACAAAUUGGUAACGCCUGCUGGGAGCUGUACUGCUUGGAACAUGGCAUUCAGCCCGAUGGGCAAAUGCCAUCCGACAAGACCGUUGGAGGUGGAGAUGACAGCUUCAACACCUUCUUCAGCGAGACCGGCGCCGGCAAACACGUACCCAGGGCAGUUUUCGUCGAUUUGGAACCAACAGUAGUCGAUGAAGUACGCACGGGCACCUACAGACAGCUUUUCCACCCCGAACAGUUGAUCACCGGCAAAGAAGAUGCAGCAAACAACUACGCUCGCGGACAUUACACUAUUGGCAAGGAAAUCGUCGACCUGGUUCUCGAUCGCAUUCGUAAAUUAGCCGACCAAUGCACAGGACUACAAGGCUUCUUAAUCUUCCACUCUUUCGGCGGCGGUACCGGCUCUGGCUUCACCUCUCUCUUAAUGGAACGUCUCUCAGUUGACUACGGCAAAAAAUCAAAAUUGGAAUUCGCCAUCUACCCAGCACCCCAAGUUUCAACGGCAGUAGUCGAACCUUACAACUCCAUUCUGACCACCCACACCACCUUGGAACAUUCCGACUGCGCGUUCAUGGUCGACAACGAAGCCAUCUACGACAUCUGCAGACGUAACUUGGACAUCGAACGCCCCACCUACACCAACCUGAACAGACUCAUCGGCCAAAUUGUCUCCUCCAUCACUGCCUCCCUCCGGUUUGACGGCGCUCUCAAUGUCGAUCUGACUGAAUUCCAAACCAACUUGGUACCAUACCCGCGUAUCCACUUCCCGCUCGUCACCUACGCACCGGUCAUCUCCGCAGAAAAGGCCUACCAUGAACAGCUCUCCGUUGCCGAAAUCACCAACGCCUGCUUCGAGCCCGCUAACCAGAUGGUCAAAUGCGAUCCUCGUCACGGCAAGUACAUGGCCUGCUGCAUGUUGUACCGUGGUGACGUCGUCCCCAAGGAUGUCAACGCCGCAAUUGCCACCAUCAAGACGAAACGUACCAUCCAAUUCGUCGACUGGUGUCCCACCGGUUUCAAGGUCGGCAUCAACUACCAACCACCGACCGUCGUGCCCGGCGGUGACUUGGCCAAGGUUCAACGUGCGGUCUGCAUGUUGUCCAACACAACUGCCAUCGCAGAAGCCUGGGCUCGUUUGGAUCAUAAGUUCGAUCUUAUGUACGCCAAGCGUGCCUUCGUUCACUGGUAUGUGGGUGAGGGUAUGGAAGAAGGUGAAUUCUCAGAGGCCCGUGAGGAUCUUGCCGCUUUGGAGAAGGAUUACGAAGAAGUUGGUAUGGAUUCCGGCGAGGGAGAAGGAGAAGGAGCUGAAGAAUAUUAAAUGCAAACGUUCACGACAAGAGUACAUUUUUGAAUUUUUGUAAAAGAUUGAUUUUCGUAUUUUUUAAAUUAUAAAUUCCCUUUUUUUUACCAUUGA
This is a messenger RNA of Photinus pyralis (common eastern firefly), 1603 nucleotides long. Its product is annotated as tubulin alpha-1 chain. The record is from RefSeq and is a predicted model, not a curated record. Gene Ontology annotation, biological process: microtubule cytoskeleton organization; mitotic cell cycle. Gene Ontology annotation, molecular function: structural constituent of cytoskeleton; GTP binding. Lineage: Eukaryota; Metazoa; Arthropoda; Insecta; Coleoptera; Lampyridae. The coding region runs from base 155 to 1507 and encodes 450 amino acids. Gene Ontology annotation, cellular component: cytoplasm; microtubule. The transcript is spliced from 2 exons.